AUGAGUACACCGGUAGCUGCAGCCCAGGACAAUGCUUCGACGCUGCGUCUCUUGCAAUUGGUUCCCGAAGCCUUGCCUACGUUCCGCGUGGACGUCACUACCUUGUUUGGCGACUACCUGCCGCGCCACGGCAUCGAAUGCGAGCUGGCGCUGGCCAGAUGCCAGCCUGUGCCGGGCCAACCGGUGGACGGCCGAGGCAUAGCCGUACAGCAGCCGGAAGCCGCCCUGGCUCAGGUUAGCAUCAUAUUCAUCCAUGCGUGCUGGCGACAUGUCGAACGCGGACAGGACGCUGACAUUCAGCAAGCGGUAGUAGAUGCGCUGUUUGUAACCGGUGCCAAACAGGGAGGAGCCGGCAAGAAAAGCCACCUUGUCGCCCAACUGGUAGCCGGCCGCUUCCCAGGCGAGGAAAAUGCCGGCCCACAGGCUGGAUGCAAGGUACUGAUGGUAGGCACCCAUCCUGGCGGAAAGGGCGGCAUCGCCACCGUUGUCGCUGUGCUGCAACAACAAGGUUUUUUUAAAGAGAACGCGGUGCGCUAUAUCGCCACGCAUGCGCAAGGGGGGGGCGUGCGCAAGCUGGGCACGGCCAUUGGCGCCGUGUGCACGGUAGCCUGGCUGUGUCUGACGCAGCGUCCGGCCAUCGUGCAUGUGCAUUCUGCGUCGCGCGCCAGCUUUUACCGGAAAUCAUUGAUAUUGCUCACGGCGAGGCUGUUGGGCCGCAAGACGAUCUUUCAUUUGCAUGGCGCCGAAUUUCGGCAGUUUGCGAAUGUCGAAUCGGGCCCGCUGGCCCGCUGGUGGAUACGCCGCACUCUGGCCAGCAGUUCCAUGGUGGUGACCCUGUCGGAAAGCUGGAGCGGUUUCUUGCGUGAACUGGCGCCGACGGCCCGCCUGCGGGUGGUGGCCAAUUCGGUCUCCAUGCCGGUGCUGCAGGAGCCGGCGCGGGAAGAGGCGGGACGCAUUCUGUUUCUGGGAAGGGCCGAAAAGCGCAAAGGCAUCUUUGAAUUGCUCGACGCUAUUGCGCUGCUGAAGCAGGAGUAUCCUGAAGUCAUGCUGGUGAUCGGCGGUGACGGCGACCUCCAGGAGAUCGCGCUGACGGUAGAGCGCUUGCAGAUCGGCGCGCAU
Molecule: messenger RNA, 1119 nt
Organism: Ostertagia ostertagi
Lineage: Eukaryota; Metazoa; Nematoda; Chromadorea; Rhabditida; Trichostrongylidae
Source: the annotation of a GenBank genome assembly